ACAUUACUUUCUUUUAUGAAUGUGAUUUCUAAAAAAAAAAAAAAAAAAUGAAACAGUUAAAACUUAUAGAUUUUGUUUUUUUCUUGUUCUUUUUUACUGAAUCCCUAACUCUACCCACAAAGCCUCAGGAUGUAGAUGACUCCAGGAUCACCCAGAAAUUUAUAGAAGAGAAUAUUGAAUACAUUGCCAUCAUUGCAUUUGCUCAAUAUGUCCAGGAAGCAACCUUCGAAGAUGUGGAAAUUCUGGUGAAAGACAUGGUAGAAUACAAAGAUAGAUGUGUGGCUAACAAGACACUCCCAGAGUGUUUCAAAUUACCUAAUAAUGUUUUACAGGAAAAAAUAUGUGCUAUGGAGGGGUUGCCACAAAAGCAUAAUUUUUCACACUGCUGCAGUAAGGUUGACUUUGAAAGAAGACCCUGUUUCUUCUUUAACAAGAAAGCUGAUGUAGGAUUUCUGCCUCCUUUCCCUACUCUGGAUCCUGAAGAGAAAUGCCAGGCUUUUAAAAAUAGCAGAAAAUCUUUUCUAAAUCACUAUAUUUAUGAAAUUGCCAGAAGGAACCCGUUUGUCUUUGCCCCUACACUUCUGAGUGUUGCUGCUCGAUUUGAGGAGGUAGCUAACACGUGCUGUGAAGAGCGACACAAAGUCAGCUGCUUUCAAACGAGGGCAGCAGCUGUCAUCCAAUAUUUAAAAGCAUUUUCUUCUUAUCAAAAGAAUGUCUGUGGGGCAUAUUUGAAAUUUGGAACCAAAGUCUUAAACUUUAUAAAUAUUGCUGUACUCAGUCAAAAAUUUCCGAAGAUUGAAUUUAAGGAACUUACCUCCCUCAUAGAAGAUGUUUCUUCCAAGUAUGAAGGAUGUUGUGAGGGGGAUGUUGUCCAGUGCAUCCGUGACACGAGCAAGGUUAUGAACCACAUUUGUUCAAAACAAGACUCCAUCUCCAGCAAAAUCAAAGAGUGCUGUGAAAAGAAAAUGCCAGAGCGUGGCGAAUGCAUAAUUAACUCAAACAAAGAUGACAGACCAAAGGAUUUAAGAGAAGCAAAAUUCACUGACAGUGAAAAUAUAUGUCAAGAACGAGAUACUGACCCAGACAACUUCUUUGCUGAAUUUACUUAUGAAUACUCAAGGAAUCAUCCAGAUCUGUCUAUACCAGAGCUUUUAAGAAUUGCUAAUAUAUACCAGGAUCUCCUGAGCAAUUGCUGCAACACAGAAAACCCUCCAGGUUGUUAUCGUCAUGCUGUAAGUCCUAUCAUUGUAGGCAUUUCUCUACCAUUUUAUAAGAGAGCUGAGGUUCACGUUGCACUUACAUUGGUUGCCUCUAGACGUGAAGGACCUGGGUUUCAGUCGCUGUUCAAGGGAGAAUGGGUAUCUGUUUUCAUUUGGAACCAAACAGACAAAUGUUCUUUCAGCUACCUUAUCAGACUCACAAAGACAGCCCCUCAGCUCUCCACUGAAGAACUCAUCUCUCUUGGAGAGAAAAUGGUGAUGGCUUUGACUACCUGCUGCACGCUAAGUGAAGAGUUUGCCUGUGUUGAUAAUUUGGUGGAUUUAGUUCUUGGAGAGUUAUGUGGAAUAAAUGAAAAUCGAACCAUCAACCCUGCUGUGGACCACUGUUGUAAAACAAAUUUUGCCUUCAGAAGGCACUGCUUUGAGGGUCUGAAAGCUGAUAAAACAUAUAUACCUCCACCUACCACUAAAGAUUUAUUUACAUUUAACGCAGACUUGUGUCAGGCUCAGGAUGAGGAACUUCAGAGAAAGAAAGACAGGUUUCUUGUCAACUUAGUGAAGCUGAAGCGUGAACUCACAGAUGAGGAGCUGCAGUCUUUGUUCACGAGUUUUGCUAAUGCCGUGGAGAAGUGCUGCAGUGCAGAGGGCCCUGAAGCCUGCUUUAAUGAAGAGGGUCCCAAAAUUGGCAGCUGAAGCCAGGUUGCUUGAGGAAUGCAAAGUAGAAAGCACCAAAGCAAUGACCAACUUAUAAGCUUCCUAGUUGUCCUGUGGUGAAUUUUGUUUUCUGAGAAGAACAAAGUAAAAGGAGUCUUCUUCAGUCUUCACCUGAAAUCAUAUUAUUAUAGCAAGCAAUAAACACAAAGUUGUAAAGUUA
Messenger RNA from Propithecus coquereli (Coquerel's sifaka), 2094 nucleotides. It is a transcript of the gene AFM, whose product is annotated as afamin. Gene Ontology annotation, cellular component: cytoplasm; blood microparticle. Gene Ontology annotation, molecular function: zinc ion binding; vitamin E binding; fatty acid binding. Bases 48 to 1913 code for a protein of 621 amino acids. The record is from RefSeq and is a predicted model, not a curated record. Lineage: Eukaryota; Metazoa; Chordata; Mammalia; Primates; Indriidae. The transcript is spliced from 14 exons. Gene Ontology annotation, biological process: vitamin transport; protein transport within extracellular region.